This is a messenger RNA of Lodderomyces elongisporus, 1020 nucleotides long. It is a transcript of the gene HLJ1, whose product is annotated as type I HSP40 co-chaperone. The transcript has a single exon. NCBI's taxonomy places the organism in Eukaryota, Fungi, Ascomycota, Pichiomycetes, Serinales, Debaryomycetaceae. Gene Ontology annotation, biological process: cellular response to misfolded protein. Bases 1 to 1020 code for a protein of 339 amino acids. Gene Ontology annotation, molecular function: Hsp70 protein binding. Gene Ontology annotation, cellular component: endoplasmic reticulum membrane. The record is from RefSeq and is a predicted model, not a curated record.
AUGUCAUAUACAAAAGAGCAAGAGGCUGUGGUCCUCAAAGUGCUCUCAUACAAGAGUCAUCAGUUCUAUGAGAUCUUGGAAGUUAAAAAAACGUCAUCUGAAUCCGAAGUUAAGAAGUCGUAUAGAAAACUAGCCAUAAAAUGCCAUCCUGAUAAAAACCCACAUCCACGUUCCUCUGAAGCAUUCAAAGUGCUCAAUAAGGCAUGGGAGAUUUUAAGUGAUCCACAAAAGAAAGCAAUCUUUGACCAAACAGGUACAGACCCCACCUCACGUUUCUCAGCGGCAAGUGCAGGAGGGGCCGGAGGAGCUGGUAGUGGUUUCGGCUCGGGAGCAUCACACUUUAGCAGCGGAAGAACAGGGUUUGCUUCUGCUAAUGGACAUCCAUUUGAGGAUGAUCUUUUCAACAUGUUUUUUGGAGGUGGCGGUGGUGGCGGAUCUGCUUUUGGAGGUGGUCCAGCGUUUACAUUUGGCGGUAAUGGUUUCACUUUCCAAUCAUUUGGUGGGCAAGACCCAUUCAUGAGACAGAGACGAACAACAAGAAGGUCUGGAGCCAGAGGAGGAGCUCGCACGCAGCAACAACAUGCAGAUGGGCAGCCGCGACAACCUGAGUCACUAUUUGAAUCAUUUAAAAGUCUUUUGCCCUUACUAUUAGUUUUGAUUGUACCCAUUCUUUCUGCACUUUUUUCAGACGACACUAAUCCGGAAUAUUCGUUUGUUCAAACACGAGAGUUUAACGUGGAGAGAACAACACCAAGGUACAACAUCCCAUUCUAUGUCAAUGAAAAGUUUGUGAAGAAGAAUUCGCAAAAGACGAAAAGACAAAUGAGGAAUUACGAUUCCAAAGUGGAAAAUAUCUUUAUACAUGAUAAACGGGCGAAAUGUUCUAGAGAACAGAUUCGAAAAGACCAAAUGAUUGAGGAUGCGCAGGGUUGGUUUUCAACAGAUAUGGAGAAAUUAAGACAAGCCGAGAGCAUGCCCAUGCCUAAUUGUGACAUCCUUCGAGGUUUGAAUCUUCUUUAA